Balaenoptera ricei (Rice's whale) is the source of this 864-nucleotide messenger RNA. RefSeq names its product pancreatic and duodenal homeobox 1 (gene PDX1). Gene Ontology annotation, molecular function: RNA polymerase II cis-regulatory region sequence-specific DNA binding; DNA-binding transcription factor activity, RNA polymerase II-specific. Bases 1 to 864 code for a protein of 287 amino acids. The record is from RefSeq and is a predicted model, not a curated record. The transcript is spliced from 2 exons. Gene Ontology annotation, cellular component: nucleus. NCBI's taxonomy places the organism in Eukaryota, Metazoa, Chordata, Mammalia, Artiodactyla, Balaenopteridae. Gene Ontology annotation, biological process: regulation of transcription by RNA polymerase II; type B pancreatic cell differentiation.
AUGAAUGGCGAGGAGCAGUACUACGCGGCCACGCAGCUGUACAAGGACCCUUGCGCGUUCCAGCGCGGCCCGGCGCCAGAGUUCAGCGCCAGCCCCCCUGCGUGCCUCUACAUGGGCCGCCAGCCCCCGCCGCUGCCGCCGCCGCCGCCGCCGCCUCCAUUCCCCGGCGCCCUGGGCGCGCUGGAGCAGGGCAGCCCCCCGGACAUCUCCCCGUACGAGGUGCCCCCGCUCGCCGAAGACCCCGCGGUGGCGCACCUCCACCACCACCUCCCGGCUCAGCUCGCGCUCCCCCGCCCGCCGGCCGGGCCCUUCCCGGAUGGAGCUGAGCCGGGCGCCCUGGAGGAGCCCUGCCGCGUCCAGCUGCCUUUCCCGUGGAUGAAGUCUACCAAGGCUCACGCGUGGAAAGGCCAGUGGGCAGGCGGUGCCUACGCAGCGGAGCCGGAGGAGAACAAGCGGACGCGCACCGCUUACACUCGCGCGCAGCUGCUGGAGCUGGAGAAGGAGUUCCUGUUCAACAAAUACAUCUCCAGGCCGCGCCGGGUGGAGCUGGCCGUCAUGCUGAACUUGACCGAGAGACACAUCAAGAUCUGGUUCCAAAACCGCCGGAUGAAGUGGAAAAAGGAGGAGGACAAGAAGCGCAGCGGCGGCACCGUGGCCGCGGGCGGCAGGGACGCGGAGCCCGAGCAGGACUGCGCGGUGACCUCGGGCGAGGAGCUGCUGGCGCUGCCGCCCCCGCCGCCCCCCGGGGGUGCUGUGCCGCCCGCGGUCCCCGCCGCCGCCCGAGAGGGCCGCCUGCCGCCUGGCCUUAGCGCGUCGCCUCAGCCUUCCAGUGUGGCGCCUCUGCGACCGCCAGAAUCUCGGUGA